AAUUAACAUUGCCUUCACUGAUUGUCAACAUUCUGGGAGAUCGACAUUCAAUUGCCGUAUGCACCGGCCCAGGACGCGUGAGGCACAGAAUCGACAUUAUCAUUGGCCCGUCAAGCGGUAACAGUUCUUGCUAUGUUCGGUGUUACUUCCACCAUGGCUGUCAUCGUGUUCUCGGUUCUCUACGGGUUCUUCUCAGGCGCUACAAUCUCGUUGAUGCCUGCGUCGGCGGUGACGCUCUCAAAGGCUGUGCAUGAAAUCGUCUCGUCUGGAUCUCAAAUACUUACUCGGCUCGUUCGCUACGCUCAUAGACCCAUCUCUGGCGCGCUUUUUGACGCGGUGACCGGUGGUACAAGCCACUUGUGUUCAGUUCGGUCAUCUGAUGAUCUUCGCUGGAGCAUCGUGCAUUGUCAUAGCGCGAAGGUGGUCGGCAUGAAAGGGACGUGAAGAAUGUAGCUGGACAACAUAUUUCGUAUCCUUUGGCGCUGCUGGCAUUGAGUUGUCAUGUAAACCAACUGUACACCCGUGCUUGGUCCUAGGUGAAUGUUUGCCAACAUCUUGUAGUGCUGUAGCUCCGCUGGACUCCAACGUUUUACGUGUGUUUGCAAGG
Messenger RNA from Fomitopsis serialis, 607 nucleotides. RefSeq lists its product as uncharacterized. The transcript has 5 exons. Bases 133 to 444 code for a protein of 103 amino acids. Lineage: Eukaryota; Fungi; Basidiomycota; Agaricomycetes; Polyporales; Fomitopsidaceae. The record is from RefSeq and is a predicted model, not a curated record.